AAGGUAAUUAAUCUCUACACUUCUCUCUCUGCAAUUACUCCUUGAGAGCCUCUUUCUCUAGAACAUUGAGUAUUGCUGAGUUAAGCGUCGGAGUGUUUUCCCCGAGAAAACAUCCUCGGGAUUUACAGGUGUAGAAGCAGCUAAGGAUUUCAACAGUGUUGGACUGCGAAGCAGCCCAAACAUUUGGCGCCAUCUGUGGGAACUUCGAACAAGAAGUUGUGUGACUUAACCUGCUGAAAGACAAAAUGGUCCGUACUUUUACAGGAGGUCGCCCUCCAAGAAAUGAAAUGGACGAACAGGAGGAUACUCACGUGUCUGAGCCCGACUUGAAUGACUUUAGGCCAAUGCCAAGAAAUCUUUUUGUCGGGGGAUCCGAACAGGAUCACCUAAGUGAAACAAAUGAUGAAAGAACACCAACUGGGUAUGCAACCCAGCCUGAACAGUUUCAAGUUCCAACAGGAACAAGAUCAAGACCUUCUAGACCAUACAAUUCACAGCGUGAACGACCUGAAAGGUCAACAGAACCUGCUCGGACAACCGAGCUCAAAAAGAGAACCAAAGUUCUCGAAAUGGCAAUGGGUAAAAUCCUUGCCCGUCUAAUUCCUGACGACUCCCUGAUUCCUUUGCUGAACAGGGAUGCACAACCAGCUGCGGUUGUUGCAACUCGAAACUCCCCCGCUCUAAGCAACAUAGUAAUGCCAACCAGGCCAAGGGGAAGCGGGAAGCCAAACCUCAAGCCCAUUGACGAGCUGAUGAGAAAGAAUGCAGACCUUGAAAGACAGUUGCGAGAAGUACAAAAGUCUAUUGACGAGCUGAAAAGUCCCAAAUCGCACCAACAGACCCUGGAUUUGGAUAGUGCUCCACUAAACCUAUCCAUUACAGCAGAACCUUAUCAAGAGGGAUUCAAGAUUCCCCACCUGGAGACAUAUGAUGGCUCUGGUGACCCAGAUGAACAUCUGCACACCUAUCAAGCCAUCAUGAGAAUCCAAAAUGCCAAUGAUGCCAUGAUGUGCAAAGUGUUCCCAGCGACACUAAAAUCAACAGCCAGGAGAUGGUAUCACAAGCUCCCCAGACAUUCUAUAGACUCAUACUCCCAGCUCGCCAAGCUAUUCUCCAACAAAUUCGCGAGCCAGAGAGAGAUCAAACACACAGCCACCGAGCUGAUGCAAGUUAAUCAAAAGGAAGGGGAAUCUCUAAGGGACUACAUGCAGCGAUUCAACAAAGCCACUCUGGAAAUUGAUAACAUCCCAAACACCAUCUACCUGUCCGCCUUGCUACAUGGUUUGAAGCAUGGCCGGUUCCUGGACGACCUCCUAGAAAACCCACCGAGGACUUGGAACGAAGUGAAUGACAGGUCUGCUAGUUUCAUAUUAUCAGAAGACUUCCAGUUGUCCAAGCGACGAGUUGACGAUAAGCAAAGCAAAAGCCAGGAACAGCCACCGAGAAGGGAAGAGAAGAAGAAACAGAAAGUCAACGAGCAGUGGGGGAAGCCCGCUGACUUCCCCAAGGCAGACAAGAGCAAUCAUUGUGACUAUCAUCGUACUUAUGGUCACAACACAGAAGACUGCCAACACCUGAAGGAUGAGCUGGAGUUCCUAGCUCGCAAUGGGAAACUAGAAGGAUAUGUUCAGAAGCCCUACGCCCAGCAACCCACUCAAACUCAUUUUGUACAGGGGGCGUACAGAGGGCGUCCGUUCAACAGGAGAGGACAAGGGCAAAGAGCUGCUGCCCAGAACCAAAAAGAUAAGAAAAGGGUAGGCUAUGCUGGGAUACCCCCGCCUGCGGGUACAAUAAACAUGAUAUCUGGUGGUGUUCACUCUAGGGGCCAAAGCGCCCGAGCCCGCAAGGCAUAUACCCGACAGGUGAUGACUGUCAACAAAAACAGACCCUUGAAGCGGCCAUUUGAGGAGGCAGAAUGGGAGAAUACACCUAUCACAUUCAGCCUGGCAGAUUACAAGCGAGCAGAAGGAAAGCCUGACAUUAUGAUGCCCUAUGCAGAUCCCUUUGUGGCAACGGUUCAUAUAGGCAAUCAUAAUGUCAAUAAGGUGUUUAUUGAUACUGGUAGAUUGCCAGAUAUUUUAUACUGGAGCUGUUUUCAAAAGAUGCAGCUGAAUCCGGGCUCACUGCAGAAGUAUGAAGAGCCCAUAUACGGGUUUGAUAACCAGCCCGUCCCAAUCGAGGGAGUUAUUACUCUUCCUAUAUAUGUGGGCUCAGAACCACGCUUCAGGAUGGCUUCCGUCACCUUCCUGGUCGUUAAGAUGGAAUCAGCUUUCAAUGCUAUAUUAGGAAGAGCCACCCUGUGCGAGCUGAAGGUUGUCAUCUCACAACCCCAUCUCUGCAUGAAAUUCCCAACUCCUCAGGGGGUUGGAGUGCUUAGAGGAAAUCAAAACAUGGCCAGAGCCUGCUAUAAAGAUACUUUUAAAAAGGUUGAGCUCGCUGCUACCCCUUCAGGCUCCGAAAAUCGCAGACCAACCCAGCUCGGUCAGCAGACGAUGAGCAUAUCAGAUAUCGAGCACCGACCUAAUGGUGUCGAGCAGAAAGUAGAGCCAGUGGAGCCAGUAGAAACAAUUCCUCUAAACCCAGAUGUGCUAGAAAGGACGGUUAAGAUCGGCACUAAGCUCACAGAAGAGGAGCGUGCAGAGCUUCUGGAGUUUUUGAGGAGUAAUCAAGAUGUGUUUGCGUGGACUACGGAUGAAAUGCCUGGCAUCCCAGCAGAGUUGACAGUCCACAAGCUCAGCACGGACCCCACCAGAAGGCCGGUGGUGCAAAAAUGCCGCCUUUUUGGCCCUGAGAAGCAAGCUGCCAUAGACGAAGAGAUACAAAAGUUGCUACAAGAAGGCUUCAUCAGAAGAGUGGAGUACUCUGAGUGGGUGUCCAAUCCCGUGCUCGUGAAAAAACCAAAUGGCAAAUGGAGGAUGUGCAUUGACUUCACCAACUUAAAUGAGGCGUGUCCAAAAAACCCUCAUCCCUUGCCAAAUGUGGAAAAAUUAGUAGAGCGGGCAGCUGGACACGAACGGAUGAGCUUUCUUGAUGCCAGCUCAGGUUAUCACCAGGUCCAACUGUUGUUAGACGACCAGGAGAAAACAGCCUUUUACGUUGGUGAUGCAAUCUACUGCUAUGUGAUGAUGCCAUUUGGCCUAAAGAAUGCUGGUGCUACAUAUCAGAAACUGGUGCAAAUCAUCUUUAAGCUCCAGAUUGGCAGAAACAUAGAAGUAUAUGUGGAUGACAUGAUAGUCACCAGUGUACGAGCUGAAGAUCACAUAGGCGACCUGAAGUCAGGAAAAUUCCUAGGGUACGUGGUAUCCAAGAAAGGAAUUGAAGUAAAUCUAGAGAAGGUUCAAGCCGUUCAGCAGAUGGAAUCGCCCAAGACUGUCAAAGAGGUGCAGCAUUUAACAGGCCGUAUAGCUGCGCUACAUAGGGCAUUUGACGAGCUCAAACAAUAUCUGGCAUCAGCACCUCUGCUGUCCAAGCCCAUGGAAGGGGAGAGUUUAUACAUGUACUUGGGGGUUACAGAAGGGGCAGUGAGCUCAGUUUUGCUCAAGGAGGAGAAUAAGAAUCAAAAGCCUAUCUGCUAUGUGAGCAAAGUUUUACAAGGUAUAGAGCAGAAAUACCCACUAGCAGAAAAGGCUGCUUUUGCUUUGGUCUACACAGCUCGUAAGCUGAGAACUUACUUUCAGUCUCAUCAGAUUGUUGUCUACACUGAUUUCCCACUGAAGAAGAUAUUGCAGAAGCCAGAACUCUCAGGCCGGCUUAUCAGAUGGAGCGUCGAGCUAAACGCAGCUGCAAAUGUUGAAGGAUCGAGUGCUGAAGCUGUGUUGCUGGGUCCUGAUGGUUUUAAAUCCGAGCAUGUGCUGAGUGAUUCUCAACUCGUUGUAUGCCAGAUCGACAAGAUACCCAGAGCAGAUAACCAACGAGCUGACGAACUGUCAAAGUUAGCCUCCUCACAAGAGACCAACCCUCAUAGCUCUACAAACGAGCAGCCUCAAUGCCCCUACUACGCUGCCCUACUACGCUGCCUUACUCCUUACGAAGCUGAAUACGCUGUGAGGGAAGUUCACGAAGGAGUAUGUGGCACGCACAUCGGUGGCAAAACUUUAGUUCGGAAACUCCUGAGGCAUGGUUAUUACUGGCCCACUAUGGUCGAGGAUGUGCAAAACUAUGUCAAAAAAUGUCCGACCUGCCAAUUCAAUGCUGAUGAUAUACACAUGCCAGGGGAAAUGCUAUCAUCUCUCACGUCUCCCUGGCCCUUUGCUCAAUGGGGUGUCGACCUACUCGGCCGUUUCAUCAAAGGCAAAGAAGGCUGCACUUUCCUGGUCGUUGCAGUGGAUUACUUCACUAAAUGGAUAAAAGCUAAACCAUUGUCCACGACAACAGAAAGGAAAAUAGAAGAAUUCUUGUUCAAUUCAAUAUUGUGCAUGUUCGGCAUACCUAAGCGGAUUAUCGCUGACAAUGGGCCACAGUUCCGAGCAGCAGCACUGAGAUUGUUCUGUAACGACUAUGGCAUUGAGCUCGCCUUGACAUCUGUGUAUACUCCACAGUCUAAUGAACAAGCGGAGUCCACCAAUAAAAUCGUCUUGAGAGGCCUCAAGACACGUGUUUUAGCUGCGCAUUCUAAUUGGGUUGACGAGCUCAAUAAAGUGCUUUGGUCUUGUCGUACUACACCCAGCUCGGCCACGGGCGAAACCCCUUUUAGCCUGGCCUAUGGAGCUGAGGCCGUCAUUCCAGUAGAGGUUGGAUUGCCAUCUGAUCGAGCAGGCUGGCAUGACGAUCUCAACAAUGAGCAACUGUUGAGAGAAAACCUAGACUUCAUGGAAGAGGUCAGGGAGAUGUCUAGAACAAGAAACAUGGCGCAUCAAAGUCGUGUCGCAAAAUUUUACAAUAAAAGAGUUCGAGCUUGCCAGUUUCAAGUCGGUGAUCUGGUUCUACGCAAAGCUGGAUUGACAAAUGCUUACUUGCACAUGGGCAAGCUCGCGCCUAAUUGGGAAGGACCUUAUAUGGUUAUUUCUAUUCAACGACCUGGGUCUUACCGGUUAGCAGAUUUUCAAGGUCAUCCAUUACCGUUCAUGUGGAACAUACAUAACUUUAGAAAGUUUUACAGUUAAGAAUUAGCUUUAUAGUUAAUAUGUAUGUUAUUAGCGUUCAGGUCGUCAUGGAUCAGUUGUAAAUGGCAUUUCAUAGAGAAAUCAACACACAGAAAGUAC
This is a messenger RNA of Rubroshorea leprosula, 5201 nucleotides long. The record is from the annotation of a GenBank genome assembly. Lineage: Eukaryota; Viridiplantae; Streptophyta; Magnoliopsida; Malvales; Dipterocarpaceae.